Diatraea saccharalis (sugarcane borer) is the source of this 1525-nucleotide messenger RNA. NCBI's taxonomy places the organism in Eukaryota, Metazoa, Arthropoda, Insecta, Lepidoptera, Crambidae. The record is from the annotation of a GenBank genome assembly.
AUUUGAGUUUUGAUCAAAAUCAUAAACAAACCUCCGUACACGAAGCCAAAACAUGCUGGCCUCAAAACAUCCAGUCUGUUAAUAGCCUUCGAUAGCGAAACACCACGUUUAAUUUGUAAAUCGUACAUAAUAAAAUAAAAAAGAAAACAAAAGGAAAUAGUUUAUUCAACAAAGAGGUUCGAUUUCCGAAAAUGUUUACCGCAACAAGCUGAUAUGGGAAGUGAAGGAAAAACGUGGAGAUGUAUCGAAACGUUAUAAUCACCGUUAUCACAGUUUUCAGUGUAGCCACUAUUCAAACGACAGAUUUCCAAGACAAUCUAAUAAAUGGGUACAGAGCCUUGAUAGCGGACAUUCAAGUCCGCACACAGAAAUCCAGAGAAGAUAUGGACACGUUGGUGUCACAGAUCAAAUUACUGAUGAAAAAUGAAGCAGAUAAAGCCAUUAACUACAUGACUGUGUACUUAGAACAAAUAUCAUUAUACUUUCAGGUAAUUAUCCAUGACAGGAAACCACGAAAUGGUACCUACUGCAAAGAAACUAUAGUUAAACUUCUCGGUGAAAACCUACAAUUGGCGGACGAGAAUGUCACGUUGUGUCUUGCUCUAGGCUACCAAAGAGUACAAAGGCUACCAGAAAAGUUACAAGUCCACUUCGAAACCUUGGAGAAUCUAAAGAAGUACUCGGCCUCAAAGCUGUUCGAAUGUCAAAAGCAGCAGCAAGUAGGAGGCAACUGCUCCCACGAAAGUCAGGACUUGGAGAGGACUGUGUUCCUUUACGAAACAUCACCAUUCCCAGUGGUAAUGGCAGAAAUUGCCAUCCAUGGCUUCAAAGAAGUGUCCGAUCUCAGCGUCUGCCUUAAGGACAUCAUAUCCCGAAUGAUGACGCAUUCGGUGAAAGUCAUCGGCGACUUCAACAGGUGCAUCCACAACAUCGAAAUGCCCAAACUCAAGUACCUUCUUAAAUUUAUGAAGAAAUACGCAUAAAAACGUUAUAAAAUCAAACUUAAACGUCUGAAAACACAAAUUCCGUGUAAUCGUUCUGAUUUAAAAAUUACAAUAUAAUGGUCAUCAAAUUAGAUUAUUUGAUUUUAUCUAAUAAAAGAAUUGUGUGCUUCACAGAUAAAAGAAUUAGGUUCAUUAUAGAGCGACAGUGUUUUUGUAAAGCCAGUGGAUUGUCAUGGAUUUUUUUUAAAGUUUUGAAUUUACGUAUGUUUCUACCUAUUUAACAACAUUAACGCAAAUACCACAAAAUAAAUAAUUACAUAAUUUAUAUAAAGAAAUGAUAGAACUUAAUCUUACUGCUACAUAGACAUUUGAUGCACUUAACAGUGCAUUUACAUUUAACAUUAAUAAAUAACCAUCAAAUAACUAGGUAAUGUUACUUGUUCGUAAAAAAUAAGUAAAAUAUGUAAUGUUACUAAAUUAACCAAAUGUAAAUAAGAGUGAUCUAAACUGGGAUUAGUUUGAAUUCGUUUAUAAUAUAUGGAUUUUAUUAUAACAUGCUUUUUAUAAUUAAAUAUUUGUAU